AAAUAUUGACAUAAUUUAUCUGUUUGAGUUUCAACUGUUAAUGGGCAGGAAAUUCCCUUGACAUUCCAUUGAAGACCUGUCCUUGGAAAUUUACCUUGGACUUCUAGUGAAAUUGUUGAUGCCAUUUAUCAACCACAGGGGAAAAGAAGAGAAUGAAAAAACCUCUUUUGCCUCAAGGCACUCGCAGAGCUGUUUUCAGUGCCAGGGCAAAGAACAGAUCCAGCAUACUAUCCUGCUUCAAGUGAUGCUUUUCCUUCUCAAGUUCUUACGCAGAGGAGAAAAUAACCACAGUGAGAAACACCAACCUUAGCAAAAGGACACGAUAUGAAGACUCUGAAAUGAGCGGAUGAGUUUUUUAUGAUGCUAGAACUGAAUUUCAUCAAACUCCAGUUUCUUUGGGAGCAAAUAUGUCCAAAUAUCUUUCCCUAUAUUGCUCUUCACAAUUACUUGGGAAUAGAAAAAAAAGCUGUUGACAGUUCAUCACUGGAAGAACACCGGGAGAGAAUGGGAGACACUGUGAUAGGAACUUCAAAUGAAUCACUGGUGACUGAGUUCAUCUUAAUUGGAUUAUCAGAAUAUCCCCAAGCUCAGAUUAUCCUGUUUUGCUUCCUCUUGGUGGUGUAUCUCAUUAGUUCUCUUGGCAAUGGGCUCAUCAUCAUGUUGAGCAUUGCCGACCCACAGCUUCACACCCCCAUGUAUUUCUUCAUUUCUGUCCUUUCCACAAUAGACUUUAUUCUUUCCAACAAUGCACUUCCUGAGAUCUUGGUCAACUGCUUCAUCUACAGGCCCACAAUUUCUUUCUCCAGAUGUUUGUCCCAAAUGUACCUUGGUUUAUUUCUGGUUGUAACAGAGUGCCUUGUCUUGGCUAUCAUGGCAUAUGAUCGCUGGGCAGCUAUAUGCCAGCCCUUACACUACACGCAGAUCAUGAGUUGGAGAUUAUGCAUUUAUCUGGCAGCCACAUCAGUGGCUCUUGCCUUCAUGACCACCCUGAUCAAUGUGCUCUUGCUGCCCGCUGACUUCUGUGGCCAUCACAUCAUCAACCAUUUUGCAUGUGAACUGCAAUCUGUACUCAAAUUGGCUUGCACCAACACAGUCAUCAGUGAGCUCUUUAUGCAUGUUUCCAGCCUCUUUCUGCUAAUCCCUCCCUUUGGCUUCAUAGUUGUGACAUAUGGUCGCAUCGGCCUGGCUAUUCUGCGUAUAAGCUCUGCCCAGGGACGCAGAAAAGCCUUCUCCACCUGCAGUUCUCACCUUGCUGUGGUCAGUGUCUUUUAUGGGACACUCAUGAUCAUGUACUUGAGACCGGAAGGCAAAUCCGUUUCUGAAAAGGACAAGGUCAUCUCCUUAACGUAUGGGGCUCUGACUCCCAUGCUCAAUCCUCUGAUUUACAGCCUGAGGAACAAGGAUGUCAAGGCGGCAUUCUGGAAGCUGGUUGCAAGAAAAAUGUUAAAGUGA
Messenger RNA from Candoia aspera, 1452 nucleotides. Its product is annotated as olfactory receptor 13H1-like. Gene Ontology annotation, molecular function: olfactory receptor activity; G protein-coupled receptor activity. Gene Ontology annotation, biological process: detection of chemical stimulus involved in sensory perception of smell; G protein-coupled receptor signaling pathway. The record is from RefSeq and is a predicted model, not a curated record. Gene Ontology annotation, cellular component: plasma membrane. The transcript is spliced from 2 exons. Bases 358 to 1452 code for a protein of 364 amino acids. NCBI's taxonomy places the organism in Eukaryota, Metazoa, Chordata, Lepidosauria, Squamata, Candoiidae.